This is a messenger RNA of Cutaneotrichosporon cavernicola, 1194 nucleotides long. RefSeq lists its product as uncharacterized. Gene Ontology annotation, molecular function: nucleic acid binding. Gene Ontology annotation, cellular component: kinetochore. Bases 1 to 1194 code for a protein of 397 amino acids. The record is from RefSeq and is a predicted model, not a curated record. Lineage: Eukaryota; Fungi; Basidiomycota; Tremellomycetes; Trichosporonales; Trichosporonaceae. The transcript is spliced from 2 exons.
AUGUCCGACUCCGAAGACGACUUCAUGUCCGACAAGUAUCUAGUCGAGACGUCGGUGGAGAGCACGUACUCUUCUCGCCGGCGCCGCGCCGCGGCAUCAGGCGCUGCGAAGGCGAAAGCGAACGAAACCCUCCCCCUCCGAGAACGUGAAGCCGCCGCACGCAGGGAAGGUCUAAACCGAUCACUCUUCGAGGGGGAGAAGAAGGGCGGCCAAGCAAAGGCCAUGGACCUGAUGCAGAAGAUGGGGUGGAGCGUAGGCGAGGGACUGGGUCGGAGGAGGAGUGCUUCUCCUGAGCGGGCCCCAUCCCAUCCUACUGGGAACGUUGAUCGGGAACGCGAGGGUGGGCGGGCAGGAAUCGGGGCGGGCAGAGGUAUUGGGGCAUCCGCGGUUGGCGCAACGACUGCGAGCGCGGGUAUCGGCGCACCCAGCCUCGUAGAACCAAUCCGUAUCUCAAUGUGGGCCGGUCGCCGUGGUCUCGCUGCCCGCUCUCCAUCCCCUCCCCCUCCUCCAAAGCGCGGAGAGAUGAGCGAUGCCCGCGCUCGCCUCCUCGACGAAGAGGGGGGAAAGUAUCGCGGUCGAUGGGGGGCUGAGGCUGGGGCGCGCGACGCCGAGCGUAAAGAGGAGAAAGCAAGGGAGUUGUUGAUUGAGAUGGACGGCGCGAAGAGUAUCAAGUUCCAUCCCCUCCAUGCGAGUCGCGAUCCAGAAGCGCUGCCGAAACCGCUUCUGAGGUUGCUGUAUCCCGAGACGUCGGUGUCACCCGGUUCUAGUCCGGCCCCGGCCCCAUCAACUGCUCCAACCGCCCGCGCCGAGUCUGCCGCGCAGUCAGCCCGCGCCGGCAUCAGGAACAACGUCAACAAGGCCGAGGCGCUGCGCGAUCAGAUGCGCCGUGACAUGCUCACCGAGCUCGGCGAGGGCUCUGAAGAUUCCAUCCGCUUCGGCGUGCCGAUCCACCGUGACGAGGUCAAGGCAGAAGCUGCGGCCGACGCGGUAGAAGAAGCCGCCGUCGACUGGGAGAGCAUGGUCCGCGGCACCCGGCGCGUGCUCGCCAUGUCUGCCGACGAGCACCUAGCGUACCUCGUCAGCCAGCUGCGCAACGAGCACAUGUUCUGUUUCUGGUGUGGGAGCAAGUAUUCAAGCUUUGCCGAGAUGGAUGGGCCUGGAGGAUGUCCCGGCGAGGAGGAGGAUGACCACUAG